Messenger RNA from Emys orbicularis (European pond turtle), 1500 nucleotides. It is a transcript of the gene FAM217B, whose product is annotated as family with sequence similarity 217 member B. The coding region runs from base 1 to 1500 and encodes 499 amino acids. The transcript has 4 exons. The record is from RefSeq and is a predicted model, not a curated record. NCBI's taxonomy places the organism in Eukaryota, Metazoa, Chordata, Testudines, Emydidae.
AUGGGACCAGGCAUUCAAGAUUAUCCCUUACUACUGCAACGAGGGACACUGAAAAAGGACAGCCCAAUCCAUGAAACCCACAAAGGAAUGGUAAUUUCCAGUGGUGGAAAGGGACAUCCAAGUACCAAACUACUAGAGAAACCACUUUCCCCUGUGAGACCUUCUCCCAGCAGAUUAAGCAAAAGUAUUUUAAAUACCACCAAAAAGACUUUCCAUUGCACCCAGGAUGAUAGUCAACCAAGUUUUCUUUACAAGGAAAGAAACAGGCUAGAUGAGGCUCAUCAGCAAAACAGAAUGAUGAGUGUUUGCACAUCACUGUACAAAGUACGAGGGGCAAAGAAGGACCUCACAGAAAGAAAGCAAAGUGAAUCUGGACUACACAGAAUCCCUUCCAAUUUGAAGGGGAAUUCACAAGGUGGCUCCAGUAGGGCAGAAGAUGCACUGAUGCAAAGAUUUUAUUCUAAUCAAAAAGGAGAAUCUCAAAGAAGUCUUGGAGAGCAUGUGACUGAAGCUGUCCGUUGCACUUCUAAAUAUCCAGGGACCUCUGUGAAUGAGAUGUUUCUUGACUUUCAAUCAGUGAGAAUUAUUCAAGAGGAUGCUGCUGAGGACAGUGCCAGUGACCUUUCUGACUCAGAAAGAAUUCCCAUUCCCCCUUCCCCCUGCACACUGCCAGAACUCAACCUCAGAGCUGAAGAAAUUGACCCAGCAUGUUUUGAACACCUCUUUGAUGCAGGGUAUAAAGAAUCAAUGUAUUAUUAUCCUGACUUCCUCCCACCUCCUUUCAACUCCUGGGACCUGCAGCAGCUGGCAAUGUUUGUUAACACAGAGUGUAAAUCGGAAUCUCGACCACAACCAGCAGGAUUUAUUGAGAAAUAUAUCGAUCGGCUUUUGCAGCUGGAGUGGCUGCAGGUGCAAACUAUACAGAACGAGAAAGGAAAGACAGCCAAAGCUAGGCCUCAGACGGCUCCUAGUAUCAUUCGGACCCAAAAAAGCCCUGGCAAAGGCAAAUCAUUGCCUAGCCCUUUGCCUAACAAGCAGUUAACUCCCAAAGAAAGUGUGAUAAAGCUCCCCACCAGCCUUUCAGGUCACAGAAGAGAUGUACACUGUGAAGAAAAUAGCCAGUUAAAUGCAUAUCCAAGUCAUUCAAAAGUUGCUGAGGUUAUGGGUGGCACGUCAUCCCCACAGAAACAUGCCUGUGAAAUGAGGAAUGAGGUGAAAAAGAGGUCAGCCACCAAGCAGCAACUUCUCAAUAUGCAGCCCUGUGCAAGCAGCUCUAAGAUUCAGGAUGUUGGUAUUCAGGAUAUUGGCAACAUUAGACCACUCAAACAAUGUCCCAAGUUCCAUAGUUCAGCUGCCCCCACCCAGGGGCAAAAAACACAGGCAUGUUCAAAUCUGAAGAAGAAUGGAAAUGCUAAUAAUUAUGUUCCUUCCAAGAAACCAACAGGGGACAGGAAGUUAAAAACAAAUGGUGUGAAGCAAACAUCAUGUACAUUUAAAUAA